AGGGCCCGAUCAAUAAUAUUUAAAGUGUUAAUAUCACGGACACUUCAUUAAGAUUUAGUAUUUUUCUCCUAAAGAUGGCUCGGUAUCACAGCACUCCUGCUGGAGUAAUCGAAGUGCUAAAAGAACAAGGAUACACCAUAGAGAAAGAACUUAGCCGAGGGGCUUCAGGAAUAGUGUUUCUGGUGAAAGACACAGAAGGAGACCCUUAUGUGAUCAAACAGAUGAAUUCCAGAGAUGAGGAGGAGCUGGAUGCAGUCAGAAAGGAAGUUGAAAUCCUGAAAGAGCUCAGCUUUGGAUAUAUUGUUACUUAUGUGAAUUCAUUUGAAGAUGAUGCGGGACGCAUUUAUAUUGUGAUGGAGUACUGUGAAGGAGGAGAUCUUUCAAAAGUCAUGGAAACACAUCAAGGAGAAAGUUUUUUUGAAGAACAACAGAUUCUUGACUGGCUUGUUCAGAUUUGUCUGGCUUUGCGUUAUCUCCAUGAGAAGAACAUUCUUCACAGAGAUAUUAAACCUCAGAAUAUCUUCCUGACUGAAGAUGGUUACAUCAAUCUGGGAGAUUUUGGAUGCUCAAAAGUAUUGGAAAGAGCUGAUGAAUAUGCUAAUUCAGUUGUGGGUGCAAAGCUCUAUUUCAGCCCAGAAGUUUGUCAGAGGAGAUAUAAUUCCAAGAGUGACAUAUGGUCAUUGGGAUGGGUGCUCCAUGAUCUCUGCAUGCUUGAUGUGUGGGCAGAUGGCAUGCAGCGUUACGUAAUUCAUGCAGUCAGCUUGACAGGAAACCUCCCUCAGAUCUCAGAGAGAUACUCAGUAGAACUGAGAGAAUUAAUCAGACAAAUGCUCAACCGUGACCCUAGAGAAAGGCCUUCAGCUGAAGAGAUUCUAGCAAAACCAUUCCUGGAAGAUGCAGUGGACAGAAACAGCAGAACUCCACAGGCACUGAUUCAGUGUUUCAUUAAGUCUGUCAACAGCUAUGAUAAGGCCUACAACCAGCACUAUAAAGACCUUGAAGCCUUAGUUAGUGAGUGGGGAAGAAUAACAGAUUCGAUGGAGUCUGCACAUUACAGCGCCACAGCUGGCAGUCUGUCAGGUUCAGUGAUUGGAGCAGCUGGAGGAAUCACUGCAUUAGUUGGUUUAAUUUUGGCACCGUUCACUCUCGGUGCAUCUCUGAUUGUUACUGGUGUUGGUGUUGGAGUUGGAGUUGCAGGUGGAGUAACAGGUGCUGCAUCCACCAUUACUAAUACUGUACAACAAAAAUCAUUUAGAAAGAGCCUUGAACAAAUUCAGCAAAAGUAUGAAUCUGUAAGCGAACCAAUUCUCACACCGCUGAAUACAUUGAGAAAAGUACUGAAAAAAAUCACGAAGUUCAGUUUUUUUUUUGGCACAUCAACUUUUGACAAUGUAGAAAUAUCAUGCAAUUUAGACAGAAGAAGUAUGUUCUGUGCCACACAACUCAUGAAUUUAGGUCUGCUGGCAAAUGUUAGCAGAAUUGCUACUCAGACUGCAAGAGUAGGACGAGUAGUAGCAGAAGCAGUCUCAGGUGUGUUAAGUGGACUACUAGUCAUACUUGAUGUCGCCUUCAUAGUGAUGGAUUCGGUAGACAUACACCAAAUGAGACAGGGAAAAGUAGAUGAUCCAGAAAAGGUCAGAUCCAGUGUUCUCAAAUCCAUUGCAGAGAUGAGGAAAACACAUAAUGAGCUUUGCAAUGUCCUGAAGGAAAUGCAGAGAACCAGAGAGGAACUAAAAGACUACAUGUAUAUAGAAUUGGCCAACGAUGACAGGGAAAUAGAAAAUGAUUUAAAUAGUUAAAACAUAUAGAUAUGAUUUCAGUCAGAGAAUCAGGAAACCUACUACAUUGCUCUGAAACCAGAAUUCAUGUGUGUAGCGUGUGGUUGAGUUUUUGUGAUUAUAUUAAGUUAAGUCACCUUUUGUUUAUAUAUAGUGCUUUUUAAAAUAGAAAUGUUACAAAACAAAUCAGGUUUAUAAUGAUAACAGAAAAAAAAAAAAAAUACAACAAAGUUUGAAAAAACAACAACAACAACAAAAAUGUAUUUGUUCAGCUUGAGUCAUUGAAGAUCUUAAGUUAUCAAUUUAUUUGAUUUAAUCUAUUCAGUAGCCCUGGAGAAAACAGUCAUGUCACAGUCCAUUUAGUUCAGUCAAAAUAGUAAGAAUAUAGUUGAAUAGUAGGUGUCCACAACUAAACAAGCCAGAGGCGACAGCGGGAAGGAACUCAGAUUCCAUGACAGAAUGGAGAGGGAAAAAGAUAAAUAGAUAGAUAGAUAGAGUUAUGUUAGUUAGAUAGUUUUAUGUUCCUGUCACAGCGAUUAUUUAAUAUUUUUGGUUUAAUAAAUCAAUUUUUUGCGCUUGAGUCUUUGUUACCUAUUCAUUCCACGACAUAUAGAAUAACAUAAAAAAAAAUAUAGCAGAUACAAUAUAUCCAUUAUUUACAAGUGUUUUCUAUUACACAGAGGUGUAUGUUUGUUUAUGAAUUAGCAUUUAUGUAUUACUGUUCAUUUUAUAAGUACUUAAUGGUGAUUUGUGGGCAAUUAAUAUACUUUGCCAAGGUAAUCGUUUAUGUAUAUUGUGUUAUGUUCUGAUUUCGUUUUGUUUUACUUUGUUUGCUCUGUUUCUGUUUGCCUUUCUUUAUAAAUUAGUUUCAGUGUUUACUCAUUUAGUCUCUAGUUUGUUGCUAUGGUUAUUCAUUGAUUAUCAGAUUCCUUUCACCUUAUUUUUAUAUCCCUCUAUUUCAGUUUAAGCUGGUUGAUUUUCAUUAUUGUCAGUGUUGAGUAUGCAUUACUGUUUUCUAGGGAUGUGCCGAACGAGGCUAAGAAUUAAUGGCCAAACAUUUCAAAAUUCACAUUGUUUUUGCAUAUGAAUGUUUGUUUGUUUUUUACACGGUUUAAUUGUGAUUAUUAGUAACUGAAGCCCCUUUAUCUCAAGCUCUCUACUGUUAUGUUCAAGUCAUGUUGGGUGGACAUGACUUGUGUAGAAAAGUGAAAUUGCCCUCCUGUUUCGUUCAAAGUGACUUGAAUGCACCUGACGUCCUAAUAACAACUUGUCAACUCAUAAAUAUGAACCUCCCAGGAGGACUCGAAUGCACCAUUAACUGGUCAGUCAUUUGCAUCCACAUUUUUGUAGUUUUUUAAACACUUUUUAUUCAUGUUUGUAGUUCUGAACCCAAUCCUUUGCCAAAAUGCAGUGGAUUGUGGGGAAUAUUAUCAAUUAGAAUGUUGCAGGAAUCCACACUUCCAAAAUCUACCUGAAAUAAUAGAUAAUCCGGGGACUUCUGGUAUAUUAUUUUCAACAUGCUAUGCUUUGGGAAACACUUUUAUAUUCAAAAUAUUUAAAAGUUAUUUAUAAUAGUUUUUCUUGUUGCUUAUGUGCAAUGGUUGAAUAACAAUUUAUGUCCCGUGAAUCAUUUUAUUCUAACGCAUUCUGCACACGAGUCUCGACCCACCCAUCAUCACCCGUCAAGUCUUGUGCCGCACACCACUGUUGCUUCUGCUCCCGUGGGAGUGCAGGUCUCUUCUUCGAAGCUUUUGACACUUUGGUGCUAUACUUCACCAUCUGGUGGUCAGGAAAAAUCCCUACACCAACUGUGUCAUUCAGAUGUUUUGAUGUAAGUUGUCAUUGUAAUGUUUAUUUGUAUAUUUAAUUAGCAUAUAUGUCAUUAGCAAGAUGCAGCGAUAAGAGUUUCCAAAUUUCCCUGUAUUUUGCAAAAUACAAUGACAAUAAAGACUUUCUGUUCUUCAUUUUUACUUGUAUCAAACUUUUUGAGAAAGCACUUUAUUCUUUUUGGGAACAGUGGUUGAGCCCUUAUGGUGUUCAGACAACAGACAUUCACACGUAAUCGUUUUUGCUAGUAGUCCUUUAAUUAACAGCAAUACACCAUUUUAAAGAUAAAUACAUAUAGGUAUGGCCAAUAUAAUUAUAACAUUGCACUAAAUGAAUAUGGGACAGUGCAAUCAAAGUGCUUUGUGUUUGAGCCCGGCGUGACGUAGUAAGGUAACAAAGCUUAAUUUAGGUCACAUGACAGACUCAUUUCAAGCAAUGCUCCGGAACACUGUUUCGAAGCACUAGUGUGUGUCGCCACUGGGUGUCGAUCUACCUAUUCCUUCUGUGGAUUUGGAUUUGGGGAAAUAGUGUAUCACUGAGCAGAACUAUCUUUAUAAAAGUAUGUUGUUUUCUUUUUAUCUUGACUCUGCAUAAUGCAUAUUAAAGUAAUGUUUAUAAGCACAACACUGCUUUGUUUACAACGGUUACCAAUGAAAUAGGAUGUCCGUUUCAUGAACAAAAUGUUCUUUUGAACCAGUUUACCAAAUCAUAAGGAAUCGUCCAGAAGGGUUUGCAUCUCAGAAAAUGUAUCUACAAUUUUCUAAAGUUUCUCACUUUCAGACUAGCUUGACAGUCCCUACGACUUAAAAUAAAUCAAUAGGCCUACCCUGGAGUAUGUGUUACCCUUGUAACUCCAGAAGCACUGAAACAUGCUGUGCAGACUGGGAGAAGAUGAGCACGAGCCGCUGAUAUACUGAACAAACGGUACUGCUACAGCGGUUCUCGAGUCAACAGUUCUCGAAUCACCAGUAAACUGAACCGAGAACCGUUUCUUUCAGACACUUUCAACACAUGAGAACCAAUGAGCAUUGAGAUACUGAGCAUGCAUGAAGCUGUCACUGUCUAGCUGUUUAUUUCAGAAAACUGAUGCUGAGCUGAUAUUAAUUCAUGAACAUGAGUUAACCGAGGACUUGAACAAGGGGGCAAAUUUGAUUAAAUUAAGUUGAUUUAAUAACAGAUAAAACUAACAGUAAAAUUUAAAUGCAACUUGAUAUAUUAAACAACAUUUUAGCAUAAUGCACAUGAAACUGUUCAGUAAAAACAUGUAAAUUAUUUUUACUAUUUACUAAUGUGUAUGCAUGUUAUAUUUUAUUCUGUACGAAUUUCUGUACGUUUAUGGUUCUGUUAUGAUUUCUGCAAAAAGUUGAUAAAGACUUCACUUUCUUUAUUUCUAUAUCUUUAAGACAUUAGUGUUUGCACAUCGCUUUUGUAAAACAUAAAUGUAAGAAACUUAUCCAAGAUGAUGAUGAUGAUGGUUAUUGGUAUGUAUCUUAAGUUAUGAUUACAAAUUACUUUUAAUGUUUGAAUGUACUUUCACUUGCUGGGAUGAUAGAAUUUACGUCAUUAUGUGAAGACCGUUUUUUUUUUUUUUUUUACCGGGUUAUUGAAACAAACUGUCUAAAAUAACUGGUUCACAGUAAAUAACUAGUAUGUAAUCAGAGUGUGGCUGUGUUCGAAAUGGCAUACUAACAUACUGUAUACUGCCUACUGCCCAGUACAGAGUGUAUACUGCCUACUUUUUUGUAGAAUUUGUGUGUGAAACAGUAUACAAUAAACAACAAAAUGUUUCUAAGUAGUAUGCUACAGUGUUGUUGUAACCCACUUGAUGAAUUUGUUUCAAUGAAAAGAAGGAAAAUAUCUACUGUGUCUGAGAUCACCAAUAAAGCUCUAUUGA
This is a messenger RNA of Carassius gibelio (silver crucian carp), 5499 nucleotides long. Its product is annotated as serine/threonine-protein kinase Nek1-like. Gene Ontology annotation, biological process: lipid transport; lipoprotein metabolic process; protein phosphorylation. Lineage: Eukaryota; Metazoa; Chordata; Actinopteri; Cypriniformes; Cyprinidae. The transcript is spliced from 9 exons. Gene Ontology annotation, molecular function: protein kinase activity; ATP binding; lipid binding. The record is from RefSeq and is a predicted model, not a curated record. Gene Ontology annotation, cellular component: extracellular region. The coding region runs from base 75 to 1799 and encodes 574 amino acids.